CCCAAACCCACAAAAUUUCUCAAACCAAUACGCUUCUCACUCUUUCUUCUCUCUCAUUCUGAAAUCCAUUACUUUCCCGCCUAUUUAAAAACCCUUUUCACAGAAUGCUCUCAUCACGGUCUCAUUUUCUACUUUCUCAGAACUCAAAAAUCCUUGCGAUUACUUCAAAUUCCUAUUCUACUAAACAAAAUCUUCAAUACCCUAGUUCCAGUCUCAACUUUGACCUAAAUUUGGAUUCUCGGCGGAGUCAAUUUAGGUCAAAAAUGAGUUUGAAUUGUACUAAUACUAACAUUUCUUCUUCUUCUUCUUCUUCUUCUUCUUCUUCUAAUGGAAUCGAAGCUGUGAGAUUAGGGGGUGGUAUAGAUGAAAUGGAUUCAUUUGUUCAGGUUGGAAAUAAAGUUGCUGAUGCUGCUGGUGAAGUCAUUCGAAGCUUUUUCCGGAAGAAUUUUGAAAUUGUUGAUAAAGAAGAUCUCAGUCCUGUAACAAUUGCUGAUAGAACUGCAGAGGAAGCAAUGGUUAAGAUUAUAUUGGAGAAUUUUCCUUCUCAUGCAAUAUACGGGGAGGAGAACGGGUGGAGGUAUAAAGAUAAAACUGCUGAGUUCGUUUGGGUUUUAGAUCCUAUAGAUGGAACAAAGAGUUUCAUAACAGGAAAGCCCUUAUUUGGAACUCUCAUUGCUCUUGUACACAAAGGAAAACCGAUUGUUGGGAUUAUUGAUCAGCCUGUCUUAAGAGAAAGAUGGAUCGGGGUAAAAGGGAGGAAAACAACAAUGAAUGGAGAAGAAGUUUCCACACGGGCUUGUGAGAAACUUUCACAAGCCUACUUGUACACGACAAGCCCACAUCUGUUCAGUGGAGAUGCUGAAGAGGCAUUUGCACGUGUUAGAAACAAGGUGAAAGUUCCACUAUAUGGCUGUGACUGUUACGCCUAUGCCUUAUUGGCUUCUGGGUUCGUGGAUCUUGUAAUUGAAUCUGGACUCAAGCCCUAUGAUUUUCUUUCACUUGUACCUGUAAUAGAAGGUGCUGGUGGAGUAGUUACUGAUUGGAAGGGAGAACAGCUCUUUUGGGAGGCCUCUUCUGAUUCACUUGCACCAAGUUUUAACGUUUUGGCAGCUGGAGACAAACUACUUCAUCGACAAGCUUUAGAAGAUCUCCUCUGGCAGUAAAGAUGCAAAUGCAAACUCAUCCGCUGAGCCAUACCAACCUGUCACACCAAACCAAAGCAUGUCUUCAUGGACUUAACUUUUAGGGGGGCAAUUUUUUACUUUCUUUGGUCGAGUAUGCACACUUGGGGCCGUGUGAAGAGAGUAAGAUCUAAAUUAUUGUGAAGAUCAUUACCUUGUUGUUUAAGUUGGAUAACCGUACUACUUUAGAAUCCUAUUAUUGCGAGGCUGAGAUCGGCUGGGUUUUGGGGCUCACUAAAGUCCAAAACCGGGUCAUGAAAUAGGAAUCCCUAUAACACCUUAUGACCCUAUCGUAGUAUUUUUAUAUAAUACCUAAUGUACUUUCAAUUUGGUUAGUGCUAAUUAUGGUGAUUAACUAACCUAAUCACUAUUAGUGAA
This is a messenger RNA of Papaver somniferum (opium poppy), 1559 nucleotides long. RefSeq names its product bifunctional phosphatase IMPL2, chloroplastic-like. The transcript is spliced from 9 exons. Gene Ontology annotation, biological process: L-histidine biosynthetic process. Gene Ontology annotation, molecular function: histidinol-phosphatase activity. NCBI's taxonomy places the organism in Eukaryota, Viridiplantae, Streptophyta, Magnoliopsida, Ranunculales, Papaveraceae. The coding region runs from base 105 to 1163 and encodes 352 amino acids. The record is from RefSeq and is a predicted model, not a curated record.